This is a messenger RNA of Oppiella nova, 795 nucleotides long. NCBI's taxonomy places the organism in Eukaryota, Metazoa, Arthropoda, Arachnida, Sarcoptiformes, Oppiidae. The record is from the annotation of a GenBank genome assembly.
AUGGGACGACUGGUCGUUAAAAACGGUUUGGAUAUUCACGGUUUGUCGACCAUUAAUGCAUUUGGGAAGAGAUCAAAGGGAAUGCCGUCUGUAGUGAUCGAAAUGCAAAACCAAGAAAUCGCUGCGGAAUCCAAUGACAGCAAAAUCAACGACAAAACCGAUGUAUUCUGUGAUGAGAGUCCGCUGACAAUCAGGUGCGGCGGUUGUGGUGACAAUAUAUACGACCGCUACUACCUGUUGACUGUGGACAGGCACUGGCACUGCCGGUGCCUUAAGUGCACCCAUUGUGGCCAGCAAUUGGAGUCACAAUUGACGUGUUUCUCGCGACACGGACUCAUUUACUGCAAACAGGACUACUAUAGACUGUUUUGGUGGCAAAAGUGUGUCCGGUGCUCGCAGUCCAUACAACCCAAGCAAUUAGUUAUGCGAAUCAGUAUUGACAGCCAUAACAGCCAUUACUAUCACGUCGAGUGUUUUACAUGCGUUACAUGCGAUCAACAGUUGAGAAAAGGAGACCAUUUCGGUCGACAUAACAAUUAUAUUUAUUGUCGCUUUCAUUACCAGCAACUAAUUGAUGCCACCGAUGCUGCUGGUGGUGGUAGUGCCGGUGCCCCACAACACACACCACCCGAUCACCCGUUACCGCAGUCUAACUGUGCGCCCGAUUCCGAUGCCUGCGAUAAGAAAUCGGUGAAAUCGUCGGCCGAUUCUUAUCACCAAAAGACAAAACUUUAUAAAAAGCGAAAAACAAAGUUAACCCAAAAGUUCAUCGAUAAAUGUGAGUCCGAUUGCCGU